AUGAGGACAGCGCGAGCAAAACUCGUCAGUAAAAAUCAAGAGAAAAAGGGGGAAAGAUACCUCACAUCACUCUUCAAACUGUGGGAAUCGGAAACCGACACUAUGAAUAGAAUCAAUAAAUAUGACAAACCAGCAAUGACAAUGGUCAGCCAUAAAAGUAGGUUCAGAAAAACACAAGCAGACCUUGAGAUCAGAAGAAAAGCUACAAAGCAACAGGACGUGAAAGGGAAGUGGAAUCAACUGGUGGAACGGGCAUACCCGAACUACAGUUCAAUAUACACGGAUGGGUCAAAAACUAAAAACGAAGUAGCAGCAGUGGCAAUCUGUCUGGAAAAAGAAUUGGAUGUGAGUGUGGCUAUGAACAAGGAAGUUACAAUAUUCUCAGCUGAAAUUCAUGCCAUCAAAAUGGCGAUCAGAAUGACGGCCAGAGAAAAAAUUAAUAGCGUGUUGAUAUGUACAGAUUCCCAAUCCACCCAGAAGGGGCUGGAGAGACCAGGUAGCCCCAAAGAUUCCAUCGGCAUGAUGGAAAUCAGGCAAAGCUUAAUGGAAGCUAAAGACAUGGGAAUAAAUAUAGUCAUGGUAUGGACACCGGCACACAAGGAAAUUGAAGGCAACGAGGAGGCAGAAAAACUGGCGAAGCAAACUGCUAAUGAAGAUAACCCACAACACAGAUUAGAAGGCUUGGAAGCAGAGUACUACAAUGAAAGAUUCAAGGCAAAUCUAUACCAGGAGGCAUACGAGGACAUGAUCAAAUACCCCAAGGGAAAGGAGUAUUUCAAGCAUAUUAAAAAGUUUAACAGUAAACCGUGGUUCCAUGGACUUGGGUUCACUAGAGAUCAAAUAACAGUUUUAAACAAACUUAGGAGUGGACAUAACCAGGUCAAAGUCCACCUGCAUAGAAUGCAGAUUGUGGAGGAUGCGAACUGUGAAUGCGGGAAGCAUCCCCAAACUCUAGAACACGUUAUUUGGGAAUGUGAACUGGUUGAUAAGAAUGACAGAAUAAAAUUGUGCGGUCCAAUCACUGGUCUUCUCAUCUUCACCAACAGUGACUUACCCUUUACAUAA
This is a messenger RNA of Microplitis demolitor, 1065 nucleotides long. RefSeq lists its product as uncharacterized. Bases 1 to 1065 code for a protein of 354 amino acids. The transcript has 2 exons. NCBI's taxonomy places the organism in Eukaryota, Metazoa, Arthropoda, Insecta, Hymenoptera, Braconidae. Gene Ontology annotation, biological process: DNA replication, removal of RNA primer. Gene Ontology annotation, molecular function: RNA-DNA hybrid ribonuclease activity; nucleic acid binding. The record is from RefSeq and is a predicted model, not a curated record.